AUGAUUUCCUGGCGGACGUUAGGCGGAAGUGUGGAAGCCGGGUGUAUCUGUAAUCGGAAAUAUGUGAGCCUGGAUCUGUUUUUCAAAAGAGAAGAGGAGGCGGAUUUUAGAAAAAGAAGCAGAGCUGGGGCAGAAGUACUCAAGAAGCGCGGAGAUGGUCGGGGCACAGAAGGAGAAGAAGUAGAAGACGGCGCGAAAAAAUUGCAGCUUCUACCCGGUCGUGGCCCGCCCAGCGGCCACGACGACAAUUCCACCUCUCCAACUGAGCUGUUCCCCGGUUGCCACGAGGUCCCCAUUCACCUUCCCUUCCGUACUGCCAAGCACGCGGGAGACGAAAUUUGUCCCGCCGUGCUGCAGAUGGCCGCGUCGCAGACGGCGAUGUUGUACGCAUUUGAGCUGCUGGUGAAGUAUCAACUGUAAAAAUGUCUGGGUCUGGAAGAAUUCAUGUUUGUCAUGCUUGUCUGGCAUGACUCUUAAAUCUGUCAUGGACGUUAUCCAAGAGCUCCGUUUUUCUGUGAACCAGAAGCGCAGUUUGUCAUGCAGAAUAGGCAACACCUAGGAGCUCAGAAACUUGUCAUGCUGAGCCAGCAUUUGUAGCCUCAUCACGAGACGCCACCCAGCAUCACAAGUUCCCAGACCCAGACACUUUUACUUUUGAUAUGAAGCGGUUGGAGCCAAAUUUGCUUUUGAGCUACGACAUCCCGGAGGGCCUGGGGCUGGUGAUGUACCACGGGAGGAAGGAAAACAUGCAGGUGAGACUGUCGAGAGUGCCCGCGGAGGAAAGAAGUUUCAUCAAUCCUUCUUUCGUUGCUGCUAGUGGUGGUGCUGUGGGACGACCAGGGACCGGAACAGGCGGUCCGAGGCCGGGGGGCGUGCAGCAGGUAGGCUUCAACCGAGGUGGUCAAUUUUCAGGACUAGGACAACAUCAAACUGCACCGAUGCAGCAGUUGAACCAGUUUGCACAGCAGCUGCCUUACGGCAGUUCCUUCCAACAACAGCGUCCCACGAUAAGCCGCGCUCCUUCCGGGGCUGCAGUGGUGGAAGUCGCAGCUGCAGGUUCUUCUUUCGCGUUUUCCCGCCAGACAGCUCAUAUCAAGCACGAAGGCCGUGAUCGUGUAGAACAAACUUCCUUUCUCAACCAGGACAAAGAGGCCCUCAACGGAGAUUUUAGCCAAGCGUCUGAUGAGGACAACCAGAACCAUUUCAAGAUGAUAAGCAAUUGCAAUACAAAUUCUCGCACACGACGUAUAAAAUGCAUCACAAAUAAUAGAAAUAACUUCGCCACGUGACAACUUGGAGUGUUGUAUACACUUGUCAUGCGAGCCAGGAGCGAAGGCAAGGUCUGUCAUGCAGCAGCCGCAUUUGUACGUCGUGUGUGGGAAUGAAUGAAUUUACAAUUCAUAGAUGAAAGGACUGAACAACAACACGUCCUCGUCCGGAACGGAGAACGACAAUGACAUCUUCUAUCACAGUGCACUACUCCCCCUCCCCCCCAUUUGUAUAGCAUGAACGGCACCACAAGCCUCAGCAACAGUGCCGGUUUCGCAUGACAAAUUUGCACUGGAUUUUACUGCUAUUUGGGCUAGUACCAGAACAACAUGUCAUGCAAACAGGAGUGCCAAGAAGCAAGAAAGGGUGGCUAGUGUAUUUUGCAUGACAGAUGAGGGGGAGGUGGAGUUGUGCAGUGUCACAACCGCAACAACGCAAACAAAAACGACUCCGACAACGACUCAGAUGACGAGAAAACUUUCCACGCGAAAUACCCCGCGGAAAAAUUAACCGGCGGUGUGCAACUGAAGGGAAGAUUGACUUUCAGCCUGUGGCGGGUGCUGCGGAAGCAGGCCAAGCUGCCGAAUACGGAACUGAACACCGCCUGUGAGCAGCUGGUUGGGGAAAAAUUUCCCACGUUCAGCAACGAAACGCUGAAAAAGUAUUGCGAGCGCCCGGAGUUAGCGAUUCACGCGAUUCGGUACAUGAUAUGGAUUGCAAAAGUAUCGUACUAUGUAUGAAUUGCAUGAUCACAAAUCAUGUUUGCAAGAAGAAAAGUGUGAUUUUUUGUAAUGCUGGUUUACCUAAAGUACGGGUUUUGCUUGCCCCCUGCCAUAGCCAUUACUACGAGUACGAUAUGAUUUUUCCAGUGCAUACGCGAUCCGCAAGUGCAACGCUUCGUUUAACAUUCUGCAAUCCAUGGACUUGAUGCAGAAGUGCGCCGAAGUUUCCCGGUUGCUUGGCGUGGACUUUUUCUCGGUCUUGUCCCGGGGCUCUCAGUUCCGAGUUGAGUCGAUUUUAUCCCGGGCGGCGCACAGCGACAAAUUUGUGCUGCUGACGCCAACGAAAAAUGACGUGCGGAACCAGCGGGCGCACGAAUGUACGCCUUUGGUGCUGUAUCAAAAUGAAAAAUCCUCCUCCCCAUUCUAAAACGGAGAUUUGUGUAGCAUGAUUUGCUACCACAAAUCAUGUUGUCAUGCUAGAAGGCAAACGAUCGAUGCGGACUGCAGUGCUGGCUGGCGUGGGAAGGCCUUGCAUCUUUCGCAUGCCCGGAGGCAAUUCCAAGUGGUAAACAGCAUGACAAAAAUCCAGGCCACAGCUGCGUCUCUUGGCCUUCUAGCAAUACAAGUCGACUUGUAUACGCAAAUCCAGCAUCACAGACGUCCCUUUCAAUAUAAUGGGGAGGGGGGUUUUUUCCUCGCAAUAUUCUGGAGCCGAAGUCCGAUUUCUACUACGAUCCGGUGCUGAUUGUGGAUUUUCAGUCCCUCUACCCCAGUAUUAUGAUUGCGUAUAACAUGUGCUUUUCGACUAUGGAAGUGUCAGAAUCGAAACUGACAAAGUCGAACAAUUUGUAAAUGCAUAAAAUCGAUACCAGUUGGACUUGGAGCUUCAGUUAGCAAGUGGCCCAUGACAAAUUUCGCAAGCACCCACAUCCAGCCUGUCAUGCUGUUUGGGCAAAGAAGACUGCUGCUGUCGUGCUACUCUGGCAGCGAAUCGCCCCCCCUAAACAGGCUUGCAAUCGGUCUCAUUUGCGUGCUCCCCAACACAGGCCACACGUGCCCUACAUGUUACGCAUUACUUUUCGAUUCUGACGCUUCCAUAUCGACCUGUAUUGGCAGACUGGAAAACGCGGGAGACAGGAUUAUGGAGGAUAACAUUUUCCGCAGGACAAAGUUCGACAACGACAUGCGGGGCGGGCCUAAGAGCGGAGCCGACUUUGAAAGCAAAAGCGGGGCAGAACAAUUUCUUGGAGGUGACAAAGACCACAAAUUUGACGAAGAUGAAACAGAUAAAAGCAAAACCAACUUCCCUAACUGGAUCAAUCGAUUGGUAGAGCAGUGUCUACGCGAAGAGCUGGUAAGGAAGGCCAAGAUGAAAGCUACUUCAAUAGAGCAAAAAGAAAAUCCCGAAGAUGACAAGUCCGAUGACGACGACCCGACUCUGAAGGAAGAAGUCCAGUAUCUUUUGCAAAAGUAUCGUAAUCGUAGUAGUCGCAGGUAUGCAUUACAAAUCGAGUUGGUUAGGUAAACCCGCAUUACAAAUUUGAUUUGUAAUGCAGAGGCAAUUUGUAUUGCGAUUUUUACUUUGUACGAUACAUUUCCAGUGCAUAUCCAGCGCUUUCUUACCAAACCGCGGAAGCUCGGUUGUCUGCAGGACUACAAACCGAAUAAGAACGCAGAUCUAGACUCCACGAUCGCUCUACGCAAUACAAAUUUAUUGCCGUACACGUACAAAUACAAAGAAAAAGCAUACACAAUUUUUCGGUCAUGCAAUUUGUCAUGCUGAGUAAGCUUGCUGGAGGCGUGGGUGUCGAAAUAGAGCAGCUGUAUUGUCAACAUGCAUUUCCUCCAGAUGCAUUUGUGCGUGUACGGAAUAAACUUUCCUGUUGAUCCAGUCUCCCGAACGGCGCCAUUUUUAUCCAGCAUUUCAAAGGCGUGGUCACGAAGAUUAUGCAAGAAAAAAACUGUGUAAGUGUAAAUCUGUGACGCAGAAAAUGCAAAACAGUUACACUUGUCGCGCUGGACACGCAUCAGAGGCAAUUUUCGUGCGUUUUUUCACGUACUAGCUGCGCAUGACAGGUUUUCUGUGUCAUGCAGAGCAAACUUGUGAUGCUAUUUUUCUCUUAAGACACUUACACUUACACAGUUUUUUUCCUGGAUAAAGAUGAUUCACGAGAUUCUGCAAACCCGAAUCAUGCUGAAAAAAUCGCUGAAGCUCCACCGGUAUCAAAUGCAAAAAUGUCUGGGUCUGGAAGAUUCAUCUGAGACUUGUCAUGCACGGCGUGCGUGAGCUAUGAUGUCUGUGAUGCAUGCCCUAGCAUCACAGGUCUUUUGAGGGGUUCUUGAUGCCUAUUCCGCAUGACAAAUGCCCUCUCCGCGUAGCAGAAAUUAGAGCCCUUUUGCUGCUCAUGCAACACAAAUUUUUUAGACAUCCAAAUGCAGCAUCACAAGUUGCAUCCUUCCAGACCCAGACACUUUUGCAUUUGAUAACCGGAAAGCGAAGAAGUCCGACCCGGAUUUGGAGCGGCUGUUGGAAGCCCGGAUUUUCGGAUUGAAAAUGGUCGCAAACGUGACCUUAUGAAUUGCAAAAGCGAAUCGUACUCGUAUAAAUGCAUUACAAAUUCUCACAGCAUGAGAAAUAAAAUUUGUAAUGCGGAGUUACCUUGAGAAAAAAAUUUGUGAUGCACGACUGCAAUUUUUACUACGAGUGCGAUACGUUUGCAAUGCAUACACCUACGGCUACAUCGGCGCGGCGUACUCUGGCCGAAUGCCGUGCUGCGACUAUCCUCUGCAAAAGUAUCGCACUCGUAGUAAUCUUCACAGUCAUGCAAGACAAAUUUCUUUUUCAAGCUAAAUCAGCAUGGCAAAUUCCAUUUGUCAUACUGAGCAAAUUUGUAAUGCGAUUUCUACUAGUACGAUGCUUUUGCAUUUCAUAGCGACGUUGCCGAUGCGAUUGUUUACACCGCACGAAGGACGCUGGAGGAUACCAUGCGGGUGAUCGAAAGGGAGUUCAAAAACUGCGAGGUGGUUUACGGUGAUACCGAUUCGGUUUUCGUCCGGGUGAAAAACUGCGACUCUUUGAAUACGGCGUUUAACACGGGCGAAGCCAUUGUGCGGAAAAUCACUGAGCGGCACCCCUGGCCCAUGGAGUUGGAGCUGGAAAAGGUGUACUGGCCGUGCUGCCUGGUGUCGAAGAAGCGGUACGUUGGUUACAGCUACUCUUCCAGGGACCAGAAAGCCCCUUCGUUUGACGCCAAGGGGAUUGAGACGGUGCGGAGGGACAGCUUAUGACAGUGCACAAGAACUCCCCCUCCCCUUCAUUUGUAUUGCACGAACAGCAAUACAGACACGCCCACAUGUGGAGCCUGUGCAUGACAAGUUCAUGCGCCUAGUGUAGUACUGUUAGGGCUCCUUCCGGAAUCUGUCAUGCACACAGUACCAAGCAGCAGCGCUUGGAUUUGGUAUUUUGCGUGACAAAUGAGGGGGAGAGGGAGUUCUUGUGCACUCUCAUACAGCUGCCGCUGGACGCAGGAGAAUAUGAAGAAGGUUUUGGAAAUCAUGUUCUCCGGGGUCCAGGAGCAUCUCUGGGGGAAGAUGGAAGGGAUUAGUUUGGAUAAAGAAGGAGAUGACCAGGAAAUAAACAACAACAAAAAGCAGCAGGUUGAAAAGAAUCAUGAUCAUCCAGACUAUCUCGCUGAAAGCUCGCAUGACAAGUUUUACGACGAGCCAGUGUCGUGGAAACGGAAGAAGUUGAAGUUGCAGCAGCGCAACGUGAAACUAGCGAAGCAGUUUUUCCAGGAACAGGCACUGAGGAUCAGGAACAACGAAGUUUCGAAGUCCGACUUGCUGUUCUACAAAGAAACCAGAAGACUCGAGGAUUACGCGGUGCUGCCAGUUCAUGCGUACAUUGUAGAGAAAUCGAAACUGAUCCCAAAUAAACGUGUGCCCUACGGUAUGCAUUGCAAAAGUAUAAAUCGUUGUACCUACUAAACUUAGCGGAAAUGGCAUGACAACUUUCCUCAGCAUGGAGAAAUGCAAUUUGUAAUGCGGUUUUACGACCUUGACGAGACGUACAUUUAUAGUGCAUCACUGCGAUCAGGAUUACUGCGGGUACGAAGAUGCUUUUGCAAUGGAUAUACGGGAUCUCCGAGGGGCACGGGCGGUUACUGGAUAAAGCCCGGGUAUGGAAGCUUCAGGACUGAAAUCGUCAAAGUUGAAAUAGUUUGUAAUGCAUAAAAUGGGUGAAAGUUGUAACCCAGUUUCCAAGUGCCGCAUGACAAAUUUGGGUAGGGCCGAAAUCCAGUCUGUAAUGCUGUUUGGGUAAGGAAGACGCCGGCUGUCAUGCUACUUUAGCAGCGCAGUUUCUACCCCUCCACAGGCUUACAAUCUGCCUCACUUGCCUACUCUGCAAGACAGGCACAUUGUGGGCUGCGCUUUAUGCAUGACAAAUCAUCUCAACUUUGUCGAUUUCACUCCUGAUACAUCCAUACCGGGCGCCGAAAAACUUCGUCUACCCGGACGCGGAAUAUUAUCUGCUGAAACAUUUGAUCCCCGCACUGCAACGGCUUUUCACCAACAUAUGACAGUACACAACUCCCCCUCGUCAUUUGUAGGGCAUAAACAGCAUUACAAACACCAGUAGAGGUGGACCCUGUGCAUGACAAGUUCAUGAGCCGAGUGUAGUACUGUUUUGAUUCCCAGCGGAAUUUGUCAUGCACGCGGUGCCACAGGGUAGCAAGUGAGUUUGGGUUUUUGCAUGACGAAUGAGGGGGAGUAGUUGUGCACUGUCAUACAAUAUUGGGGAGGACGUGAAGUCCUGGCUCCCGAUCAAGCACCGGAACCUGCUAGCGCCCGCGAAAAUCCUCGGCGGGUUGCAGCUGAAGCCGGGGCCGUUGGUGAAGUUAUCACAGGAAACAAGGAGUGUAUACAGUUGCACAUGUGUUGGAAUUUCUGCAUCACAAAGUUGUUCGACAUGGCCAAGAAAUAAACCUGUGAUGCGCAGACUACAAUGGAAAACACGCACGAAAUAAGGCUGGCAAGCAUUUUCUGCAUGACAGAGGUUGUCUGUCUUGCGUGUCUUCCAUUACAGUGUGUAACUGUAACACUUUUUUCUCACGAUACAAGUUCUUGAAAAAGCAGUGCACCGUUUGCAAGGCGGUGAUUUUGCCUGAGGCGAGUGCUAGUGCAGCUGGCGGGAAGAUGCGGGAGAAGCAGAUGAAUCCUGCAGGAAAUAAGACGAACAGCAAGAUGACCACUUCCGGCCUGGUUCUCGGGGAAGGUUUAUCGGCUGUGCAACUGUGCCCCAAGUGUUUGGAGCAUCCGGAGAAGCUGUUGCGCAUGAUAGGAUCUGGGGUUUCAUCAACAUCUGCUGGCACGACAAGAAGUGCGAUCAGCAACGCAAAUUCGGUGCAGGCGUAUGAACUGCAAAAGUAUCGUACUCGUAUAAAUGCAUCACAAAUUUUCUCCGCAUGAGAAAUAAAAUUUGCCACGCUGAUUUACCUUGAGAAAAAUGUUUGUAAUGCAAGAAGUGCAUUUAUACGAGUGCGAUACUUUUGCACAGGAUAAGACGCUUUAUUCAACAAUAAGAACUACAGCAACGACGAACAAUAUCGUUGGGCAAAAACUGCUAUCCUGUGCAAAAGUAUCGUACUCGUACUAGUAAUUGCAUUCAUGCAUAAUUACAAGUCGUCUCCCUAGUCAGAAAUCCGCAUUACAAAUUCAGAUUUUAUUUCUCGUCAUGCUGAGGAAAUUUGUAAUGCAUUGUUAUACGAGUGCGAUACUUUUGCAUUGCAUAGCUGCAAAUGCGGCAGGAAUUGAAGGAUAUCGAGGACACAACAUGCGCCGACUGCGUCCAAGCCCCGCACCCGAUGGUAUGCAUUGCAAAAGUAUCGUACUAGUAUAAAAAAUGCAUUACAAAUUUCCUCAGCAAGAGAAAUAUAUUUUGUAAUGCGGAUCUACCUUGAGAAAAAGAUUUGCUUUUGCAAUGCAUGAUUGCAAUUGCUACGAGUGCGAUACUUUUGCAGUGUAUAGAUGGCACAGCUCUGCGAAAGUUUUGACUGCGCGGUGUUGG
Molecule: messenger RNA, 8058 nt
Organism: Amoebophrya sp. A120
Lineage: Eukaryota; Dinophyceae; Syndiniales; Amoebophryaceae
Source: the annotation of a GenBank genome assembly